UCCCGCCUCAAUCUGGGGCUGCAUCGCUGCCCUCGCCUUGGCAUCAGAGAUCCGCUCCGCUCUUUUGUUGCAUGUCGUCAAAAACUAUCAACGCCAACCAUAUCGAUCGAUACAUCAACACAACUUCAAACCAUGUCUGACGCACCGAGACCGAAGGCCACUGUCUUUGUCGGAGGCUUGACCUCUGCCGUCGACAGCCACACUCUACACAACGCCUUCAUCCCAUUUGGUCCAAUCGUCAAUAUUUCACUACCCAAGCCAGAAUUACCAUCAAAUCCUGAACCGCAUCGUGGUUUUGGUUAUGUCGAAUUCGAGAGUCCUCAGGAUGCCCAGGAGUCAAUCGACAACAUGGACCAAAGCGAACUUUUCGGUCGUGUCAUCAAGGUCAACCUAGCCAAGGAACAAAAAGCCGAAGGAGAAGGCCUUGGAAGCAAGACUGCAAUUUGGGAGCAGGAGGGAUAUCUUGCAAAGCACGCAGUCAGUGAUGAGGAUCGAAUGGCAGCACAAGGUGAUGAUGACGGCCAAAAUGGGCCCAUGGACCCAAUGCAGGGGCUUGAAGGUCUCGACGUUGCUGGUCCUCAGCAGGCUUGAAGAUCUUUUGAUUUGUGUUAAUCAUAGCGAGGCGUUUGGCGUAUGCGAAAAUUAUUCGCAGCAUCACAGGAAAGGGAAAAGGUCACGGCAUGCUUGAUGCAGUUGUUCAUUUUUGGAGAACCAUGCUAUCCUCGUUUCACCAAUGUCUUUAUCAGGCUUGACCUAUAAUCAACUUUGCAGAUAACGAUCUAUAUUUGGAGCUGAGAGUUCCUCGCUACUGAUGAGUGAUUGUCUGUAGUGCUCUGGCCUGU
Messenger RNA from Aureobasidium subglaciale EXF-2481, 842 nucleotides. RefSeq lists its product as uncharacterized. The coding region runs from base 133 to 591 and encodes 152 amino acids. Gene Ontology annotation, molecular function: RNA binding. The transcript has 2 exons. The record is from RefSeq and is a predicted model, not a curated record. NCBI's taxonomy places the organism in Eukaryota, Fungi, Ascomycota, Dothideomycetes, Dothideales, Saccotheciaceae.